Apus apus (common swift) is the source of this 5397-nucleotide messenger RNA. RefSeq names its product solute carrier family 41 member 1 (gene SLC41A1). Gene Ontology annotation, biological process: monoatomic cation transport. Bases 1693 to 3240 code for a protein of 515 amino acids. The transcript is spliced from 14 exons. Gene Ontology annotation, cellular component: plasma membrane. The record is from RefSeq and is a predicted model, not a curated record. Gene Ontology annotation, molecular function: monoatomic cation transmembrane transporter activity. Lineage: Eukaryota; Metazoa; Chordata; Aves; Apodiformes; Apodidae.
ACCUGUGAUUCAUCAGAGAAGGAAAAGCCUGAUUUUCUGCUCUGAAGACACAUAACUUGGUGUCAUACCUAAUGUGGUUUUGAACACCGUUGGUGUUAGUCCAAUUCCAGAGUGUUAACAUCUUCCUGUGUUAUAUCCAUUAGCAGUUUCCUUGUUUCCCCUCUUCUUUGUGGCCAAGUCUACAGAGCUGCCAUUCUUCUGGCAGCAGUUGCUCAAAGCAACACAUCAGUAGUUGUCCAGCAGCCUACUAGCUAGCAGAGCAGCUGAUGUAGAGUACACCAUGGAGAAAAGGUCAAAUUCCACACCUGCAUUUUCUAAAGAAAGCUCUGUUGCUGCCCUCUAUUUAAAAAGGCUUGGUUUAUUUUCAGCCCCAAGUGGCCAUGGAGAGUUCAGGCACAGAGUUGGAGGAGAAUGCAGGAACAAGGUGUUUACAAAAUUGUUUCCUCCAGCCUUGCAUUUGACACUUGCAUUCUUGGCUCCUCUUUUCCCACUCUGGUGCUUGGUGGAGCUGGUGAGAUCUGCUUUCUCCAGCAGGUGCUGUGGAACCUUCUCCCCCUCAGCUCAGCCCUGGUCUUACCUCCACAGAGCAGGACACCCCCUGGGGGAUGUGGAGACUGCUCAGCCAGAGCCUGCAGCAUCCUCUGCCCUUACAGUCCUCACUGCCAGCUCAGUCUGGAGCCUUUAUCUUGACCUUCAUUGGCCUUCAGUGCUGCCUGCUGCUGCCAGGUUGAACCCUGCAGGAGUUCUUGCCAACACCUUCCUCCUCAGCAGCAGCUCCCUUCACUGGCUGGCACUGCAACCACUACAGGCUGGUGAAGCACAACUUCCAUGGUCUGCAUUUCUUCUCCCAGAUCAGGACCAGAUGAGGGGCAGCUGCUGACCUUGGUACCUGCCCUCAUGAACUGCUUUUGCUCUGGAUUGACAUCUGUGGAGGGCGGCCCAGGCGCGGCGGGGGGAGAGCGCUGGGACAGCGGGAGGAGGAGCAGGAGCCUUCCCUGCCAGCACCGCGCUGCGGGAGCAGGUGAAAUACGAGUUCUUGGAGAGUGACAUUAAAUCUGAGGCUGCCCAAAUGCCAGCGCCCUCCCCGCUCUGCCUGGUGAGUAACCUUAACUGGGAACUGGCUGUUACUUUAAAUAAGAGCCCUCAUUGCCUCAUGCUGUAAAGUGAGAAAUUCUUCUGAAGAGGAGGACGACAGUGAUCUUUGGAGCUUGCUGGUGUUGCUGACCGUUUUGGAGAGGGCACAGAACAGGCUGAAAUAGAGCACGAGUCCACAGGAGCCUUCGGACUCGAGUUCUGCAGAGGAACAGUGCUCCUGGAGAAGGUGGCAAAGCCUUGCUGCAGUCGUGCUGCUGGGAGGAAGAUGCACUAAAGUGUCAGACAUCAAAGAGGAAAAGCUUGGGCACUGUCUCGGUGGCUGCUGUUCUGUGUGGUGUUGGAGAGGAGGAGAACUGGAGUGACUUUGCUGUUCCUGCUAGCUCAGUGGUUGGUGUCCUCCCUUCCUGGACUUUGCUUGAUGGGGAUCUCUGCUGCAGGAGCAGUGUCUGCACUCAAAGGCCGGCGAGCAAGGGUAGGAGAAGUUGCCUCUAGAUGCUGGAAAGGCCAUUUGUAUAAGCUCCUGGCAGAAGAUCUCUUCUGGAACAGCUGCUGGCUCUAGGCCUGCCAAGCCAAGGGACAGGGUAGCCUCUCUGCAGCAUGUCUUCCAAGGCAGAGCAGAAUGAGACCCACCAGCCCAAUGGGGCUGUGGUGCCCAUUGUGCCUGUGGACUGUGUCACCAGUCCAGACCCGGGGCAGCUGGUGGAGCCCUCAGAUUUCCUGGGACCUGAUGGCGACAGGGUGGAAGAGGUAGUGUUGGAGUCCCGUGCCAAUGCUAAAGGGGUGCGAGAAGAAGAUGCCCUGCUGGAAAGUGGCAGCCAGAGCAAUGAAAGUGAUGACACCAGCACAGACCGAGGUCCUGAGCCAGCCUCACCCCUCAAGGAGACCUCCUUUUCCAUCGGGCUGCAAGUCCUCUUUCCAUUCCUCCUGGCAGGCUUUGGGACAGUUGCUGCUGGAAUGGUGCUGGACAUUGUGCAGCACUGGGAUGUCUUCAAAUAUGUGACCGAGGUGUUUAUCUUAGUACCUGCAUUGCUGGGCCUGAAGGGGAACCUGGAGAUGACUCUGGCCUCUCGCUUGUCAACAGCUGCUAAUAUUGGCCAAAUGGACACACCCAAGGAGCUCUGGAGGAUGGUAACAGGGAACAUGGCUCUGAUACAGGUCCAGGCUACUGUGGUUGGCUUCCUGGCCUCCAUCGCCGCGGUGAUAUUUGGGUGGAUCCCAGAUGGGCACUUCAGCCUUGACAAUGCUGUCCUGCUCUGUGCCAGCAGUGUGGCUACUGCUUUCAUUGCUUCUGUUGUUCUGGGCAUGAUUAUGAUUGGGGUCAUCAUUGGAUCCAGGAAGAUGGGGAUCAAUCCUGAUAAUGUGGCCACACCAAUUGCUGCCAGCCUGGGGGAUCUCAUCACCCUGGCUCUGCUUUCAGGAAUCAGCUGGGGCUUGUACAGAGAGCUGGAGAGCAAAGCCUACGUGAAUCCUCUGGUCUGUGCCUUCUUCAUAGCUCUGCUGCCCAUCUGGUUCAUCAUUGCCAAGAAGAAUGCAGCCACCAGGGAGGUGCUGUACUCAGGCUGGGAGCCAGUCAUCAUUGCCAUGGCUAUUAGCAGCGUUGGGGGGUUAAUUCUGGACAGAACGGUCACGGAUCCAAACUUUGCUGGGAUGGCUGUUUUCACACCAGUGAUUAAUGGUGUGGGUGGCAACCUGGUGGCCGUGCAGGCCAGUCGCAUCUCCACCUACCUGCACAUGAGUGGGAUGCCUGGAGACAGCCCUGAAACAGCCCCUCGAAAGUGCCCCAGCCCUUGGAGCACCUUCUUCAGCUCAGAUGUGAACUCCCGCUCUGCUCGUGUGCUCUUCCUGCUGGUGGUGCCUGGACACCUGGUUUUCCUUUACACCAUCAGCUCCAUGCGGGGUGGACACACAACCCUCACCCUCAUCUUCAUCGUCUUCUACAUGACAGCUGCACUUCUCCAGGUUCUCAUUCUUCUGUACAUUGCUGACUGGAUGGUGCACUGGAUGUGGGGCAGGCACCUCGAUCCUGACAACUUCUCCAUCCCAUACUUGACAGCGCUGGGGGACCUGAUUGGAACAGGUCUCCUUGCUCUCAGCUUUCACGUCCUCUGGCUCAUCGGUGACCGGGACUCCGAUGUGGGAGACUAACUCCCCCUGCUGCCCCCUCAGCACGGCUCUUCUCUCAUUUUGUUGUCGUUGUUGUUUCUUUUCCUCCACCCUUGUUCCCCCUUUGCUUCCUCCCCCCACCCCGUCUCUCUUGGGACUUCAUCUUUGAUACUGGAUUCUCAUUAUUUUCAAUGGGAAUUUUAUGUGGUUUAUAUUUCAAGCCAAGUUUGUACAGAAAACAGAUAUAGUUUUAGGAAGGACACAAAGUGUAACGAGACAAUCACCAAGUGCAAUUUCAUAGUAGUUAUGUCUGAACCAAGGUUACAGUGAAGAUGCUGGUCAGUCAGGUCACACAGGGAGCCCACCCUGUCCCAGUCACUAGAGGUGAAGAGCUGCUUUUUUUUGCUUCAUAAGCGUUUUAAAUACUGGAAGUGAGGUCCAGGUUUGUGUUACUGAACCUUCUGGCAAAGUACAACCUCAUGGAUGAGGGUGUGGGGCAUCUCCUCUCUUCUCUGCCCUUGUGUUCACCCACUGCAUCCCCUCCUGUGCCAGCAUCCAAAGCACAUGAGGCUUUGGUAGAGGGAUGAGCCAAGGAGAUGAGGAAAGGGCCUCUGUGCAGGAACAGCCAUUCCUGGGUGUCCACAAGGAGUGAUCUGAGUGUGAGGGCUACACAGUCCUGGCUGUGAGCAGGCUGGUCUCUGCUGGCAGAUUGAGGCUGCCUUUUGCCAACCAACCAUCCAGCAGCAUCUCCAACUGGAGGUGCCUUGUUCUGCCUCUCAUGAGCUGAGUGUAGCUGCUGUGGGCUCUGCUCCUCUGUCCUGCUCUGCUGGAGCCACCCAGUACUCCCAGUUGAGCCUGAGGCAUUUCAAACCUGGGAGCAUUGGGCUCUUGGUGUCUCAUAGAAAAGGACAUCCAUGCUCAGCUGCUGGAUUUCUCUGUGCAAUUUAAUCAGCUUGGAAACUUCACCCAGUUACACCAAAUAUCAGUGAUGUGCUCGAGCAGACAGUGCUACCAACCAGGCCCUGCUGCAUGAAAAUCAGGUGAAUUCACAAGUGUGCUGUGGGGGAAAGCUCUGAACAUCUGUCAAGGGUGGGGAAAAUACAGUAUGUCCCAGGGAGCCUCAUUUCAGUGCUGCACUGCCCAGAGCUUGGGGAGCUGCCACCAUCUUCCCAGAAGCUGGAGGAAUCCUGCAGUGUUCAGCUGAACUUUGCAUCCUGAUCCUCAAGUGGCAGCAGAGCUCUCACUGCAGUGAGCUGUGCAGCCCGGGGUGCUGCUCCUGCUCUGGGCACUGCCUGCCCUGCUCACAGCACCAGCCUGAAAGCUGCUGGUUUGGGGUUGUCUGCUUUUCCUCUUGCUUUACCUCUGCUCCUCACAGCAGAACACAACCAUCCUUGAUCAGCCUAAUUUGCUCCUUUAGGUUAUCUGCUGCAUUCCUCAGGCAAACCAAGGUAGGUUUUGGAGAGGUUUCCUCUUUCUGCCUUGCUGGUGCACAUCAGACCUGCCUUCCCCUGCCCCAUCUCUGCCACCUGCCCUCUGGGGCAGUGGCUCUGAACCUCCUGCUCUCCACCCUCGUGACGUGACUUCUCUCCUGUCUCCUCUGGCCAAAGCUCUGUUCAAAAAACCAACAAACCAACCCUCAGACCCUGCUGUGCUCUGCUCUCAGCACAGGGACUUCUGGAGUGUUCUUUUCUCUGCCUAAUGUUGAGGAAUAGAUAGGAGACUUCCUUCCAUUAACACUUAAAGCUUUUAUAUAUAUAUAUACAUGUAUGAGAAACUCUCCUGGUCUUUUAGGUGUCACAUCACUAUUUAAUCCCCCAUGAAAAGAUUCCCCAGAGGAAGAAUCUACCACUUGUGUGGUCUCCUGGAACAUGAAGAGACCCAGAGGUGGUUGGGAGCUGUCACUGCUGGGGUGGUGGGGUCUGGAUGUUCCUGAGGUCUGAGGUUUGUGUGGGGAAUAGGUCAGGGAAGAUUCUUAAGUGAAAACUGAAGAAUAUUGAUAGUCAAGAACUUUUCCCACCAGUUGCACUCAAAUGCAUGCCUACUCUACAGCUGACUGCAAAUGAAAAAUCCUGGUUUACUCUUUUUAUUAAAGAAUGAAGACUAUCUUAAUUAUUUAUAGCUCCUAUCAUUGAAUUGACAGAUGUAAGCUUAACUGAUAAAUUAUAUUUGGUUAAAUAAAGAUGACAUUUAUUUAUGUGG